Messenger RNA from Bombus impatiens (common eastern bumble bee), 8434 nucleotides. RefSeq names its product probable serine/threonine-protein kinase yakA (gene Tdg). The transcript has 9 exons. Gene Ontology annotation, cellular component: nucleus. Bases 346 to 3639 code for a protein of 1097 amino acids. Gene Ontology annotation, molecular function: mismatch base pair DNA N-glycosylase activity; DNA binding. Gene Ontology annotation, biological process: base-excision repair, AP site formation. The record is from RefSeq and is a predicted model, not a curated record. NCBI's taxonomy places the organism in Eukaryota, Metazoa, Arthropoda, Insecta, Hymenoptera, Apidae.
AGCGGUCCUGUCUGUCAGUUUGCUUGCUCGCUUGCUUGCUCGCUUGCUUGCCUGUCUGCCUGUACCUGCCUGCCCGCAUACCCGUCCGCCACCCGACUGCCUGCCUACCUGUCUACCUGUCCGUCUAUCGACCCUUCCAAUCUUUCUCUCGAACCUCGCGAUCCCGAGUAUCCCGACGUUCUUCGACGCCAGGAAGCGUGCUGCUCUCAAAGACUGGCAAAACCGUCGGCAACCACUACCGGUGAUACCGUGCGAGUGGUAUCGGAUCUCGCAAGGACGUGACUCGUUCGCGGACAGACAAAUACGCGGUUAUUCGCUCGGAAACGCGGCCGAUAAUCAGCCAGGAUGCAGGUGGCAACGCUAUUUAGGGAGAGCGCCACCCUCUUGGGUGCCUCUAGCCUGGAUCCCCCGCAGACACAUCAUCACCAGGCUAUGCACCCGCAACAACAACAGCAACAACAGCAGCAGCAGCAACUUCAACAACAUCCUGCCGACCUGCAUUUGGCUCAUCACAUGCAGCACCACUACAAACUAUCGUAUCCGUCGCCUGUGCAAAAUGGUGGACCGAACGGCACCCCGAUGAAUUGCGCUGGUUCUCAAGGGGUGAUGGUAAAGCAGGAAGCGAGGGAUGACGGUUACGAGACAAGUCCGGACCUCGAGAUGAGGAGCACCGGUGGUGACAGCAGUCAGCAGUACCACACGCCACUGACACCGCACACACCGCACACACCACACACGCCGCACACACCCCUCACGCCGAUAUCGGCGACAGCGCAUCAACCCCAGCAACCUGGCUCGACCGCUUCCACCCUCGGACAGGUGGCGAUCAAGUGCGAGACUCCGGUGGAUCCGUACUCGUUCGUCGACGAGGAAAUGUCGAUGGGCGGCAUCAGAACGGCGAGCAGUCCAGUUGGCAAUCCGGAAAACAUGACGUGUCCAGCUGGAGGCCAAGGAGUCCUCUCUACACCUACGUCGACGCCGCCUGGAUCGCUAUCCGGACCGCAACAUCUUCAGAUGAACCUCGGCGUAAUGAACGGCAGCGUGAAUCCGCAGUUGGCGGCGCAACAGCCGAAGAAACGCGGCCGCAAGAGAAAAUCCGAGAUGAUUCUCACACCCGAAGAGGCGGAAUUAGCCGAGGCGAAGAAACGAGCAAAGACGUACAAGGAGAGAAAGAAGCACGACAGAUUCGACGGUAUGCCGGAAGAGGAAGUGAGCAAACGCGUUCUUCCAGAUCAUCUUACCAACAACCUGGACAUUAUUAUAAUUGGAAUCAACCCGGGACUGUUCGCCGCUUACAAGGGCCACCACUACGCCGGACCGGGAAACCAUUUCUGGAAGUGUUUACACUUAAGUGGUCUGACACCCGAACCACUGACAGCAGAUGACGACUACAAGCUCCUACGCUUCGGUAUCGGUUUCACGAAUAUGGUAGCUCGUGCCACUAAAGGCAGCGCUGAUCUAACGAGGAAGGAAAUCAAAGAAGGCAGUCACAUUUUGUUGGAGAAAUUACGAAAGUAUAAACCGAAGAUCGCCGUGUUUAACGGUAAACUGAUAUACGAGGUAUUCUCUGGGAAGAAGGAGUUUGGAUUCGGUAGACAACCUAACCUGGUGGACGGCACAAAUACGUACAUGUGGGUGAUGCCAUCGAGUAGCGCCAGGUGCGCGCAACUUCCACGGGCGGCGGACAAGGUGCCAUAUUAUGCGGCGCUCAAGAAAUUUCGCGAUUACUUGAACGGCACGAUCUCUCAUCUGGACGAGUCCGACAUAGUGUUCGCGGACUCGAAGCUGAAGAAGAAGGAACAGGAGGCGAUCGAGGACAAGAAACCGGCGUAUUGCGAGGAGCUUACGAACGAAGGAGAGAGCAGGAUCACCGACAUGAAUGGAACUGUCAUCAAACAAGAUUCAAAUUGCCAAAUACCUGGCAAGAAGAAAAGAGGCAGGCCAAAGAAGAUCAAGAAUCCGGAAGAUCAACCACCGCCCGAUCCCGAGAAAUUAGACGCGAACGGGGAAGUGAUAAAGAAGCGACGGGGGCGGCCGAAAAAGAUUCACCAACAACAAAAGCAACAGGAGCGGGAGAUCAGAGAACGAGAACAACAGCAGCAACAACAACAGCAACAUCAGGGUAUGGGUCAUCUAGGAGACGGUUACGGUACCGUGGUACCAAAUUGUUUCUCUCCGCCGAAGACGUUCGCGCAUAUGGCUCCAUACCCUCAACCAAUGAACGAUUCUGGAUACUACGGCCAAAGCAUCAACGACAGUCCGUACAGUAUAAAUGCGAAACAGAGCCCGGUACAUUUACAGCACUACAGCCAAAGUCCGAAAUCCAUGUCGCUCUCGUUUACUCAUUCCGAUCUAUCCUCGGAGAUCAACACCGCGAUCUCUUCGGAGAACAACUUGGAGCCUUCGCCAUUGACAUCUCCGAGCGUCGAACACCCAGACUUCGAACCACCUACCAGUAUCUCUCAACAAAAUAUGAACAACGAUCAUCGUCAGUACAAUCCGGCCGGGAACGGCGACAAUACGGGCCAUCACGGUAGUCCAGGAACGCCGUCUCAUCCGAGUUACACCAGCUACAUGGGUUACCACGAGCAAACCUCCGACCCCCACAAUCCCCAUCCCCAUCAGACCACGCCGACACCGUUGAGUCAAACUACCGACGAACAUUCGCAUCACUCGCAUCCCACUCCUCCGCAUACGCAUCCCCAUACGCCGACACACGCCUCGAUGUCGCCUCAUCAUCCGCACGAACAGUACGCCAUGAAAAGGAACACCGGACAGGACGUGGCCUCGAAAAGUCUCAGCGACCUGGAAUCUCUAGUCGAUCAGAUACCGAGCAUAGCCGAUGGGGGUAGCCAACGUUUGCAACACACGCAUCCCGGAAUGACCGACGAUGGAUCUCUGGCGGAAAAAAUGGAAGCGCAUCAUCAGUCUUAUUUGUCGGGAUUCUCCGGUAUGCCUAACGCUGGCAUGUCCAAUUACAGCCCUCCCUUGGCGCCUACCGGUGCGAUCUAUCCAUCUUCGUUGCACCAUUCUCCCAACGACGGUUACGGUUCUCUUUACGGCAUGAAUGGACGCCAACAUCAAGAUUCGCAGCAGCAACAACAACAGCAACAGCAGCAGCAGCAACAACAGCAGCAGCAACAGCAGCAGCAGCAGCAGCAGCAACAACAGCAUCAACAGCAGCAGCAACAGCAACAGCAUAGUAAAUCUUAUACCGUCGAAAAUCUAGCGUCUAGCAAUUACACGCCGAGCAUGAGCCACGGACAUCCUGGUAACUCGUAUCCGAAUAUAAUUCCCGGACCUCAUUAUCCCGUGCCGAUGGGAUCGACGAACGGGUAUCUUUUUGGUGGCCUUGAGUCAAGCUUGAUGCAACGCACCUACGGGAUGAGCGGUAUGAGCGGUAUGGGAGGAAUGCAUCCAUCCCUCGGUCACAUGGCCAAUCCUUAUUCCUAUAAUGGUUCGUAUUCUAGUUCCUUCGACGCCUAUCCGGCGCCGCCAGCAGGGAUUCACGCGCCCAGCGCCAAUUAUCCCGGCGGUUACGCGAGCGUUGGUAGCGCGACGCCAGGUACUUCUACGCCACCGUCUUACCUUCCUUCCCAUCACAGGCCGUCGGUCGACCUCGCUUACGACGGUGUAUGAUAAUCGAUGUAAAGCUAUUAUUCGACGUACAUACGCGCACGCUCACACACACGCUCGCAUUCGCCCUCGCGCGCAUGCGCGCGCGCGUUUACACAAACACGUAUACAAAUACACGCACAGGACAGACAUACAGACAGACAACAGACAAACAGACAGACGAACGGACAGACAACUGGCAAACAAGCAGACGAUUCGAGCGCUACGUUUAUCUUUUCUACGUAUUUUUACACGUUUAGGAUCCGCCGGAACGAUCGUCUCUUUCUGGCGCGACUUGCUACUGCGAUUUGCGCGCCCGUUUUUCUUCCUCUUUCUCCUUUCAUCGAUCUCUCCGAGCUUCUUUACGCUUUCCUCGAACCUCCUGUACCUUUCAUCGCGUGUUUUCGUAUUCACUCGGAACUCUUCCCUCUCCCGAUUUUUCCCCCUUCUUUUCUUUUUCAUCCGGCUAGAUCAACGAUUAGCAACGGGCGCACGGUUCGAAACCGCGACGGCAACCGCUAUGAGAAAGAAAAAGAAAGGGAAAAAGCCGGUUCUCGCACGCGCUACGCAAUCAGGCUGUCGAAUUAUGUAAAUGCGUUAAUAGGGUUUCGAAAGUGGCGUGCUCGUGCAGAUGCUAUUUGUCUCUUUUUCGCAGUGAUCGCGCAUCGAUCGUCGAUAAUGGGAAAAGUCGAACGUUGAAGUUUCGCUUCUUUCCAUCGUUUUCUAACGUUAUACUGUUACGCUUUCGUUAUUGUUGAAGAAUAUUCCGCUGUUUCGCUUCACUGGCAAACAUGUGCGAUCUGUUGCUGUUUCAACGAAUCGGUAUACAUUUUUCUCCGAACGUCGCUCGUUAAAACAUGCAAAAGUUUUACGUAUUUACGCGUGUAUUCGUCCUUAUUUUAUCCUCUUUUUCCGUUCCUUUCGUUGUAUGAGAGAAGGUAUGCAGUUUGUACGCGUCGAAUCGUUUACGUCACGUUAUUAACUGUAAUCGUUAUGUCCACGAGCGAGACUGCUAUUCGAUAAACGGUAGCGUUCGACCUUCGUGUUGAAGCAUUUUUUACGAACCAAUGGACGAAAUAUAUCCGAAUUAGCGGAAUAUGUAUACACGUUCGCGUUGAAACAUUGACCGGUAAUCGUAGCGAUGCGCUAGUCGCAAAAAUGUAAUUCGCGAAAAGUCGUUCGAUACACUACCGAGUAGAAAGUACGACUUUCGAUGAUAUUCCUAAAAGAAUUUGGAAAUAUUUUCUGUUCGCGGUGUAACAAAUGCGAUGUCGUAGGUAUACGACUGCUGCAUCCUAUACAGCUAUGUAUAUGCGUGCGUUACAGUGUAUGAUACGUUACAUCAAAGCAAUAGCGCAUACACGCGUGUGCACAUGAUUAAUUGCAAACUGUAUAUGUUUAAUGCGAAUCUAGUCAAUUCGAUUCGUUGAAUCGUGGCGGUUUAUCGCAAUCGACCGAGUAAUUUUACACGCGGAUUAAGUCGGGAAAGAAAACUGACCGAUCGAUAGAGGUACUGAAUUUCGCGCAAUUUCCCUUCCGCUCGUACGGACAGAGAAGAGAUUCGACUGAAUCGCGAUCGACGUUAACCGAUCACAGGCGAAUAUUUCACCACGUUGAUUGUAUUCUCGCGUAAUAGCCUACUUUUAACGUGUUAUUUUUUAUCGCCUGUAUCCCAACAUGAAAUAGUGGAAUCUUCUUUUUGGUCAUCAAACGACAUAGACAGAUGCAUUCGUCGUAAUUUUUCCCUCUAACUCUUCAUUAUAAUUUCGCGGAUACUUUUUAAUUUAAUCGGCAUAAACAGGCACGAAACAGAAAUGGAAACGUAAAUGGUCGAAAGAUUUCUCUGUCUAUACGCGUUGGUCGAACGAAUCGCGAAAAGUUUGAGCAGUAAGAAAAUAAAAAAAAAAAAAAUUAAAAAACGGGAGAGAGAUGGGUCGCGGAAGAAAAUCUCUCGAUAGUCGAUUGGGUAGGCAUCCUCGCUUUCGUACCUCGCACUCGCUACAGCCAUAGCCAUAAUCGUUCUCGUUGCAAUUUGUUUAUCGGUUAAUGCAUAUCGGUUAAUCGUUGACUAUCGACGUCGCUGUGAAAUGUCAUAGGUUACCGUGAUUUUUAUAGUUAUCGCGUUAUGUUGUCUCUCGUUAAUUGUAUAUUUCAUCGCUGCGUUUCGAGUAAUCGAGGAUUACAGUGUUUUUAUCGAUACACGAUCACAAACAGUCGAUGUAGAUGUAUGCCAUAACCGACAUCCUCUUUUGUCGCUAAUCAAUGCUGUAAAAUUGCGCAUCUGGCAUGAUUAUAUGCAAAGAAAUAAAUAUACGCACGCGUACGUGUACACGAUCGUACAUAAACAAGUGGUAAAGAAAGAAGAAAAAAGGAAGAAAAUGAAAAAGAGAAAGAAGAAAGAAGAUGAAAGAGAUAUACGUAUACGCGUGUACGCGUUCACGUGCCUAUACUUAUAGAAUACACAUACAAAGUAUAAAUAUUAUAUAUUGACUAUCUACGAUAAGCGAGAAACAUUUAUCGAGUAAUCACAUAGGAUGUGUUGAAACAUUUAAAAUGAUGCACAGGGUAUAGAUGAGAAAAUCGUUGAUAUAAUAACUGAUGUCUAUAUAAUGAAUGUUUCUUUUGUUCUAUCGGCCUCAAGGACACAAAGCGCGUACGAUCGACAAUUAAUCUAUGGUAGAUGUUUUUCAGAAUCCAUUCCGAUUCAAAGGGGACGGUUUUAGUAUAAGUGUCGUCGGUGUUAAUCGUUCGUCGAUAAUGAAACGAAACGAAGAAAAAAUAAAGGGACGAAAAAGAUGGAAGCAGGAAAACAGAAAUGAACGUAUACCGUGCCGAACGGAACGAACCAUCGCUAAUCGAUACCUUUCGAUUAAUCGAAUCAAUCGAUUGUAAAUUGAUCGCUAAGAAUUAAGUAUUAAGUAUAAAUAUAUUAUACAGAUUUAAGUGGUUUCGCUGUUGAUCGUAUCGAAUAAUAAUAAUAAUAAUAAUAAUAAUAAUAAUAAUAAUAAUAAUAAUAUUAAUAAUAACUAUAACAAUAACAACAACAACAACAACAACAAAAUAAUAAUAAUUAAUAAUUAAUAACAAUAAUAAUUAAUAAUAAUAAAACGAGAAAAAAGAAAGAAAAUCGAAAGAAAAGAAAGGAAAAAAUUUCGAGCGUAAGCGAGUAAGAGAGCUUGGGCCAAAACCGGCCUCCGACAUAUUUUUUAAUCGCUUGGAACCCUCUAUUAUUCUACCUUUUAAACUUAACGGUGUGAAUGUCCAGCCGACCGAUCGAUCGAUCGAUCGAUCGACCGAUCCGUCGAUUCGUGGCCGAAAACAGUAAUCGACCGCUCGCUCACUCGCUUCUAUCUUAAACCACACUUCUCUGUCAUAAUUCUCAUUAUCAGCAUCGUAUCGAUCGCUCGGAUUAUUGAGAUGUGUUCUAUAUCGACCAACAACGUACAAGUACUUGCGGAGUAUUUAUAGCUGUUCGUACAACGCGGGAAAGAGGGGCAACGUAUCUUACGUUAUUCUUUGCAAUUUUUAUUUCGUUUCUCUUUUCCUAUAUUCUGCCCCCUCCCCCUCCCCCCACUUCUCUUCCUUUUUUACGUCACUCGUUGGAUCAACGAUUUCUCGCCUUAAAAUUGAUUCGCGAUAAUCCUCCAGACGCUUCGUUCGAAACUACAUCAUCCUUCCCUUCGCAUCCUUCCUUUUCCUUCGCCUUUAACGCUCGCUUUUCGUCUUUUUUUUUCGUACUCGCCUUUUCGUUAUUUUCUUUAUCAUUGGAUCGGGAUUACACGAAAAAUCAAACUUAAAAACAUUUCAUUCGGAUCCUUUACACGUGCAACGAACUUGCAGAUUUUACUUAUAACUUUCGAACAAAGCAAACAGAGAAAAAUAAAGGAUCCGAGAGCUCAGAGAGGACAAGGAAGGAAAAAAUGUAGGAUUCGAUCGUUCGUUCGAUCAACGAAUAAGAGUAGAACCAAUUCGAUAUAAAUAUUCGUUUUCUUUUUCAAUUUUUACUGCGAGUUCCAGCUCCUUUUGAUUAAUCGACAAAUUUUCUCCAACGAUCGUUGAUAACGAUUCAAUAACAUGCUUGGAAAUUCGAGUCGCUCGUAUUUUCGUGUAUGAUCGUUUCGCACGAAAAAAUGUUCGAUCGAACAAAGUAGUGAUAAUAUCGUACCGUGCAUGUUGGAAUUGAGCAAUGGCGAAUGCACUGCAAACGCUCAUUUAAAUGCACACUGUUUUCUCGCUUCGACAAAUUCGUAACAUCAUUGCUGGUUGUUCGUUUGUUCGUUCUUUCGUCCAUUCGUAAUGUUCCAGAUACACGAAAAUUCGGGCUGUUUCUUUCAUUCGAAGGAACGAAUCGAUGUACGCUUAACGAUCAUAAACGUAGCAUAGUUGGAUUCGUAAUUCUAAAUGUUGUGUGUUGCGUUAUUUGCCAUGAAAGUCGGUCGGUAAACUAAACUGUACUCGAAAGGUGCAUCGGUUACCCAACGAUUUAUUUUUUACCAACCGUGCACACGAAUUCGAUUGUUGAUUCUUCGAUCGAAUGUGCGAUCGUCUCUAUUACCAAUAAACGAUACGUUUUUCUUCAAAACGAGGAAUACUCUUUAGAAUACACGUCUGUUUCGCCAUGCAGCAUAUUCUCUUUUGAAGAAAUAGAACGUCGCAUGUAUUCGAUUAUCCACAUCGAAUAUUCAAAAUUACAAAGUUCAUUAUCAAAUUUGAAGUACCGAUCCUCUAUUGACUGUAUGUAUGUGUAUGUAUUGCUGCUUAUAUGCAUGUACACACAUGCAUAUACACAUGUAAAGCUUAAAGAGUAAUUCCAGUUCUU